Notothenia coriiceps (black rockcod) is the source of this 1656-nucleotide messenger RNA. Lineage: Eukaryota; Metazoa; Chordata; Actinopteri; Perciformes; Nototheniidae. The record is from RefSeq and is a predicted model, not a curated record.
AUGAGCACAGGAGACACACAAGGGGUGGACAAUCAGGAAGCCUGGAAUGAGAGGCAAAUGCCCUUUGGCUUCAAUUUGUUUGCUGCACAGAGCGGCGGUGUGCAUGUGUCGCGGAGCGGGGGGAGCGCUGCACUGUUCUGCGCACCGGUUCCGCUGGACAUCACCGUAUUACGGCGCUACGACAACCGGGUGGUGGUGGUGGUGGUGGAGGGGGAGACUGGACCCCGGACCGGGAGCAGGAGCAGGACCGGGAGAAGCACCGUGGCUCUUUAUAGCCCGCUCUCCGAAAACAUGUCCGAGUUUUUCCUAUUCGCUUUUCUAGCCCUGUUCUCGGGAUUAUUUCCGUGCGCCGAGCCCUCGGCGGUGUCGGGCGAGGAGAGAGCAAGCGCCAGAGGGACAUCGCCGCCGGUUCCGUGUGUCCGGGCCCUCCCCUUCGAGGACGCUGACCGGCCCUUCUCCUACGCGCAGCGGCUCCUGGAUGCAGCGAGCCGUUGGCUCCAGCCGGGUGUGCGCUCCGCUGAGGAAGUCGUCGGGCAGGUGGCGCUGGAGCAGUUAAUCGCCGGCCUGCCAUCUUCGACGGCGAAUUGGGUCCAGUGCCAUCGCCCCGCCAAAAGCAGCCGUCGUCCUUGCGGAGGACCACCUCUCGCUUCCCCGGCGGAGCAUGAAAGAGGAGCCCCGACCACCAGCCGUCUCAGCGGGCAGACCCGUCCCAGCCCCCGAGGACAAGGGUCCGGCCUACGCUUCUGGUCGUCCGGCACCACGGGGGGCUCCUCAGACGUCAGGGCAGGAUUGCUGGCGGUGCGGGCAGCCCGGCCACUUCCGACGGGAGUGUCCUCUCAUGGAGGUCGGACAGCUGGUUCGGGUUGCAGGACCGGCGGAGGCUUUCAGCCCAGAGGAUUAUGGGAUUCCCAAGCCAACACCUUGGACCCCUUCAAGUCAGGCUGGAAGAGACUGGUGACUGUUCUGGCCUGCAGUCCAUCACCUCAGUCCCUGACCCAUGCGAUCAUCAAGGUCAAUAGAAUCCUGACCAAUGGGAGGACGCCGACCGUGCUGAUUGACGCGCUGACGGAGAUCGUGGACACGGUUCAGGGCAGGAUCGAGAUCUAUCUGGACGGAGGCAUCAGGACAGGAAGUGAUGUUCUGAAAGCGCUGGCCUUGGGAGCCAAGUGUGUUUUCAUUGGCCGUCCAGCAGUGUGGGGCCUUGCAUACAAGGGUGAUGAAGGAGUGAGGGAAGUGCUGCAAAUCCUUAAUGAUGAGUUCCGUCUUUCCAUGGCUUUAUCAGGUUGCAGGAACGUGGCAGAGAUCAACAGGAACCUCAUUCAGUUCUCUAAACUCUGACACACCAGCAGAGGGCAGCACAGAGGACAAUAGCAAACACUGAACAGGACUGAACCACUUAUUGAACAAGUACCUGAGACUCCAUGGUGACAACGAAACUGAAAAACUUAACCUCAGAGUCAUGACUUUAUCAUGGCAGAACAUACAAAACAGCUUCAUGCAGGGUGUGAGAGUGAGAGUGAAAGUUAAGGGUCUGAGGCAGAUUCAACAAGUGAAUAAUGAGGGGUUUUAUUGUAACAAAUGCAACUGAUCAUGACAUAUACUACAGUUUAAGACGCUGCCAGUGAUUGUAGUUGAAUAAACGCCAGCUGAAAUUGA